Molecule: messenger RNA, 2105 nt
Organism: Ambispora gerdemannii
Lineage: Eukaryota; Fungi; Glomeromycota; Glomeromycetes; Archaeosporales; Ambisporaceae
Source: the annotation of a GenBank genome assembly
AUGGUUCUGCAACAACUGUUAAUACUAGUUCUAGUUUUAAACCAAUGUCGCCAAAGUUUCAAAAAGGCGUGAAAUAUAAUAUGAAAGUUAUUAUUCGGGGUGAUAUUAGAACUGGAAAGUCUACAUUAUUUCAUCGUUUACAAGGAGACCCAUUUAAUCAAGAAUACACGCCAACACCGCAAAUACAAGUGACUAAUAUCCAAUGGAUAUACAAAAAUACCGAUGAUGUGAUAAAAGUGGAAAUUUGGGAUGUUGUCGAUAAAGGACUAAAUUUGUCGAAGCCGAGCACUAAAUCUCCUAAUUCAUCCACGACUACUACUACCAAUAACAGUGUUGGAUUAAAAAUAGAAAAUGCUGCGGCAUCACCAACACCACAUUCAGCAGCAUCUAAUCAAGAAUACACUCUUGACGCUGCCACAAUAGACGUUUAUCGAAAUACACAUGGGGUGAUCUUAAUCUUUGAUAUCACGAAAACAUGGACUUUUGAUUACGCUAUAAAAGAAAUUCAACGUGUUCCGGGACAUUUGGCAAUCUUGCUUUUGGGAAAUUUUGUUGAUCAAAUGCAAAUAUAUCAAGCAAUCGCCGACUGCAAUCGACUACGAACUUCUGAGUACCCAUCUGCGAAUACCGUUCGGUAUGUCGAGGCUAGCAUGGUUACUGGAUUCGGAUUAGAUUAUAUUUAUAGAUAUUUUGGGGUUCCUUUUUUACAGUUGCAGAGAAAUACACUUCGUCAACAAUUAGAAUUAAAAACGAAGGAAUUGGUUGAUCUGCUAGGUGUGCUUGAUCAUAGCGAUGUGAUCCCGAAUAAUAUUCGGAAACGACAAAUUGAACCUUCUUCACUUGAUCAAGAGGAUGUUGAAGAUGUUGAAGAUAACGUGAGAUUAGAACAGGAAAAAGAAAAGGGACAGGAAGUGAUGAAGAAUUUAUGGGAUAAAGAAUAUGAAGAUUUGGUGCUUCAAAAAGUGUCUGAUAAUACACCAAAGAAAUCAAUUUCACCAAAACGAUCAACAGAAAUAAUUUGUAGCACCGUUAAUACUACAUCUUCACCCGUAUCACCUUCUAAUCAACAAAUUACAACAAUAAUAGCACAAGUUACUCCCGAUGUAGCAACUAUCGAUGAAUUUAACGCCGGGCAGUUACAAGAUGAUUUUUUCGAUGAUGAUACUCUUGAUAAUAAUAAUCCUAAUAAUUCAAAUCCUCCUAAACCAUAUAAAAACCCAUCUUUUAGUAGUGAUCUGUUACCGGAGAUAUGGCUUCUUGCAAAACGAAUUAGUUUACUUGAACGUCGUCGGUCGUCAUCUGACUCGCAUGGUGGUUACGAAUUUACUACACCGCAUUCUACUGUUAUACGUAAUAGCAUAGAACAUGAUGAUGGAUUCCGAGGUAACCAAUCAUUUGAUAUGUCGUCGGGAGGAUACACAGGUGUUUCUGCGUCAUUUGGACCUAACAAUGGAUAUGAGGAGAUUGGUGAAAGUAAUGAUAAUCCGUGGGUGGAUGAGAAUGUUCAGCAUAAAAAAGAAGUAUUACCGACAAUAGACGAGUCACUCAAUAAUGAUGAUAUUUCGAAGCAAGGAGAUUCUUCAACUCAUGAUUUUUCUGUUGAUUAUAAAGAUGGGAAUAAUGAUAAGGAUAAUAAGUCAACUACAGAAAGACAGAGUCAUCCUUUACAUCUUCAUCAUCCAAAAUCAUUUCUCGAAUUUGAAGAUUUAUCAUCGUCUGCCUCUUCUUCAUCUUGGGGAAUUCAUACUACAACAAUAACUUCGACAUCACCUUCGGAAUCUUUACAAUAUUUCAAAUUACCACCAAAUAUUGCAACUACGAUGAACAAUUCAAAAGACGAACCUUCAAAUGAGAAUUCACAUAAAAAGAAAAAAUCCAUAGACAAUUCUAAUAGUAAUAAUAAUUUAUCAAUGACAAAAAAGAAAAAGAAAAAAAAGGUCGUUAAUAAUGAUCAAGAUACUGAUAGUAACCCAACAAUUGAGAAAUCAAAAAAGAAAAAGAAACCGAAAAGCAUUAAUAGUAGCGGUGAUGUAUUAGAAAAUGGUAUUGUUGUUAAUGAUGUGAAUUCAUCGAGUGGAAAAAAGAAAAAAAGUAAAAAAGUAUAA